CGUUAUUCUUGGUCUGGACUUUCUCGCGACUCAUUCUGCCCUAAUUGACUGUGCAACUGGCCUCCUGCAGCUCGAACUACCUCACCUAGCCGAUGCCCCAACCACCCCUUCGGCACGUCUCUGCUCUCUCGACUAUGUGCGCAUGCCCCCGCAAGCCGCCAUAUAUAUCGCCAUGGUCUCGAGCCCUCCUGUCGCUGAUGGCGAUUACGUGCUAUCCCCGGUAACGGACGUUCUGCUCGCCAAGAACGUCGCCAUGCCUAACACCCUCGUGACCGUCACCGGCAACCGCAUCGCCAUUCCUAUUUUAAACUUCAGCGCCUCUCCUCAACUGAUUCCGGCAGGCAUGUCACUCGCCGCCAUCACUGCUGCCGAAGACUGCGAGAUUUGUGCGUUGGAUCCCACCCGUUCCUCCAGUUCGUCCUUCCUUUGCACCACAACCAGUUCGCCGCGCGAUGUCUUUGUCAGAAUGAUCCCUGAUGACCUUCCUUCUGAUCAAGCUACUGACCUUCGCCGCCUUCUGGAGUCUUACCACGACAUUUUCGACUUCGACGAUCGUUCUCUGAGCCAAACGUCUGUUGUCCAACAUCGCAUCGACACGGGGAACGCGAGCCCUAUCCGUCGCCGUCCCUAUCGUGUCUCCCUCGCCGAACGUCGUGUGAUCCAAGGCGAAGUUGACAAAAUGCUCACAAAAGGCGUUAUCGAACCUUCUUCCAGUCCGUGGGCGUCCCCUGUGGUGCUAGUAAAAAAGAAAGACGGCAGCUGGCGCUUUUGUGUUGACUACCGACACUUGAACAACAUCACACGCAAGGACGUCUACCCUCUGCCCCGAAUCGAUGACGCCUUGGACUGCCUCCACGGCGCCACGUACUUUUCCUCCAUCGACCUACGCUCCGGAUACUGGCAGAUUACCGUUGAUGCCAUGGACCGUGAAAAGACUGCGUUCGUCACACCGGAUGGACUUUACCAAUUCAAGGUUAUGCCUUUUGGAUUGUGUAAUGCCCCCGCGACCUUCGAGCGAAUGAUGGAUUCUCUCCUUCGGGGCUAUAAGUGGUCUACGUGUUUAUGUUAUCUAGAUGACGUGAUUGUAUUUUCGCCUACUUUUGAGGACCACCUAGCCCGCCUGUCGGCCAUUCUUGAUGUGUUUCGCCGCGCUGGCCUACAACUCAACUCCUCCAAGUGUCGUUUCGCUCGGCGUCACAUCACCGUUCUCGGACACCUUGUUAGUGCUAGCGGUGUCCAACCUGACCCCGACAAGGUGCGUGCCGUCCGAGACUUUCCUGUUCCUCGCUCAGUUAGCGAUGUACGGAGCUUUGUCGGCUUGUGUUCCUACUUCCGCCGCUUCGUCAGGAAUUUUGCCGACAUUGCCCGGCCGCUUACUGACCUACUCAAGAAGGACAUCUCUUUUUCCUGGGGUCGUGCACAAAUCCAGAUUUACGAUGACAUCCUGGAGGAUUUUAUUGAUAUGGAGCCGGAAGCCAUUGUCCCCCACAAGGGCAAAGUGAAGCUGGCAAAAAAAUUAGUGCCUCAACCAGACGACCAUGCCAGACCUGCUGUGCAGGAUGCAGACGCUGCCGCCAGCACCAGAACCGAGUCAUGGGUGCUGGGACUGCGGGCAAAAUUUAAAAACAUGCGAAAGAAGGUCGAGCAUCCUUCUGAGGAGAUGCAGACAGUGAAGCGGAAGGCGCACCACACAGGGACAAAGGUGCCCCCAUCAAAUACACCUAACAAGAAGUUGUGCCGCCUGUUCGAUUGCAGCCACUUGGUUGUGCACGGUGAAACCGUGGAUUCUAUCUCGCUGCAUAACGAGUGGCUGCACAAGAAUCCUCACUGCAGGGAUGAGGAGAUGCUGCGACCCAGGCUGCUAGCCACAGCUCAAGAUCGGCAUGAGCGCCUGAAGAGCAUGACGCUUGCAGAAGCAUUACUUCUGUACCCAUUUUUGGCAACGGAAGUCUCGCUGCUGGUGGAGUUCGAAACUCUCUUCAAGAGGGCAGCAGCCGACUGCAUUCAAGAUGGCUGCAGUAAAAUGGGAACCGUCAUCCUUGAUCGGGGAAGUUCCGAUGAGGUGGCAACGUUCUCGGAAGUGGCAACUGAGGAACCUGUGCUGGCUGCGCUGGAGUUUGUAGCAGCGCGCUGCAAGGAGCAGCUCGACACCAUCUUCACAACGGAAGCACCACAGCUGACCCCAUCAUUGGUUAGGUCUUAUGGAGGCCUGGACCUCUUUGUGGAUGGCCAGCGGCUCUUCACGUUCAAGACCCGCACAAGAUUUCGGCACACCCGCCGCUCUCGAAAGGGUGUCUAA
Molecule: messenger RNA, 2299 nt
Organism: Dermacentor silvarum
Lineage: Eukaryota; Metazoa; Arthropoda; Arachnida; Ixodida; Ixodidae
Exons: 9
Coding region: 143-2299 (718 amino acids)
Source: RefSeq, a predicted model, not a curated record